AUGGAAUGUAUUUACGAUUGUGAAGAUGAUGUCUUUUUCUUGACAAUUCUAUCGAGAAGGAUAAGAAUGUCAUUACGUGCUGUCGAUGUUCUUGAUCUAUACGUUGAACCAUUCAUUCAUUCUGGUUUCCGAUUACCAAAUCAACCUUAUUCAUAUUAUUAUCGUUCGCUGUUUUUUCUACAUAAUGAAACCUUAUCCGUGUGGAUUCAUUUACUCGGUACAUUGAUUCUUAUUCAACAAAUUUAUCAACAGAUUCUAUCUUUAUCGAAUGAAUUGUAUUCAUCAAUGAUUUGCUUUUAUAUUAUUUAUAAUUGUAUCGGUGCUUCGAUUAUGUUAUUAUGUUCAGCACAAGCACAUCUUUUACAUUCACGAACUAUAGCUGAUCAUAUACGUUCGUUCUAUUUGGACUAUUUUGGUAUAAAUUUUUAUGGUUUCACAUCGGGUAUUGUUCUUCGACGAUUUUCACACGAACAAAAGUUUCAAUCAAAUCAUAGUCAACUCGAUAUGAAUUCCAAUAAUGACAGAUAUUAUUUAAUCUUAAGUCUCUUGUCAUUAUAUUCAUUAUCGGUUGCGUGUUUUUGUAAAACAUUUUAUCGUCGACCGUAUCCAUAUUCUCACAAGUUUUUGCAAUGUUCAGGUGUUUUAAUAGUUUAUUCGUAUCAGAUUUGGCCAGUUUUGAAAAAUUUAUUCUUUGCUUUUAUAUUCAUGAACGAUGGAAACAAAGAACUACAACUUGAAUCCGAACAAAAGGCUCUUUAUUGGCAUUUUUUUCAAUUGAUUUCAUUUAUUUUAAGUGGUCUCAUUUUUGUUGGAAGAAUUCCCGAACGCUUUUGUCCCGGUUUAUUUGAUCUCUUUGGGCAAUCACAUCAUGCUUUUCAUCUAACUAUAUUUCUCAUGGCUUAUUGUCAAGCAAAUGCAGUUUUUGAAGAUAUGCGUUCUCUUACAUCGAUUGCAACGAAAGAAUAUGAUUGGACUAAAGAUAUAUGCUACACUCUGAUAGUACUUAUUCUGCAAUUACUGACUGUUCAUCUAUGGUUUCGUAUAAGUCGACCGACAAUUGAACAAAGAUAUCGCGUCGAAUUAGAAAAACAAUUAUAG
This is a messenger RNA of Adineta ricciae, 1098 nucleotides long. Lineage: Eukaryota; Metazoa; Rotifera; Eurotatoria; Adinetida; Adinetidae. The record is from the annotation of a GenBank genome assembly.